AUGUGGCUAGCACGCACCCAAAAGAUCAUAAGGACUUCCCUCUCAGCGAUGAUCGAUACUGUUGACCCAGCGACGUAUUGCCUACCCAGCCCAACCUUAUUUCGUACCCACUACAGGAUUGCCUCCGCAUUGCAGCUCUUUCAUGUCGAAGACCUUAUAGCUGCUGGCUGGCCUAGGCCUUCCACAUUCACUUGCGGAAAAUCCACCCUACAACUACUGCGCAGGUGCUGGCAUCUUGUGCCCAAGGCCGUCAGAGUGCGCGCUUACCAACUUCUGUCUCACCUCGGAGAGUACCUUUAUCCGCUCGAAACCGGUACCGUGGUCAAACGGCUCCCUUUGGGACUACACAUGAAAAUAGUCGGGCGCUCCCAACAGAACGAGGGCAUGGCCUUGCGCUUGGUGGAACAACACACAUCAAUUCCAGCGCCCCUCUGCAUUGACGAGUACCACGACGGCGAGGACAGGAUACUCAUUAUGACAACGGUCCAGGGUCAGACGCUCCACAAUGUCUUUCAUCGGAUGUCCUACCCUGAGCGUAGGCAGCUUACCAUAGACUUGAAAAUUGUGGUCGACCAGAUUCGAACAGUCCCCAAUCAAACCUCCUUCCGCUUUGCAAAUACCUUAGGGGGCGCGAUCUGUGACCAACGUGCUGGAAUCCUCGGUCCAUUCAACGAGGAAAGCGACUUCAGUAGCCAGCUUCUUCCCGAAUAUACGCCCACAGAAACGAGAGAAGCGGCAGCUCUCGUCCAUUCGCGUCCGCACAGGUCGUUCUUCACCCAUUCUGACCUUCAUUGGACAAAUCUCAUGAUCAGUGGGGGAAGACUGAACGGGAUUGUCGACUGGGAAUACGCCGGAUACUACCCCGAGUAUUGGGAGUUCACCAAAGCCAUGUACGGGAUCAUCAACCAUCCGGAGCUGGAGAAGAUUCAUUGGGACGCAUUUGGAGAUGUGUACAAAGACGAGCUGGAGGUCGAAAGACGACUAUGGCACGAAUCUCCAUUUGGUCUGUAA
Aspergillus aculeatinus CBS 121060 is the source of this 1011-nucleotide messenger RNA. RefSeq lists its product as uncharacterized. The record is from RefSeq and is a predicted model, not a curated record. NCBI's taxonomy places the organism in Eukaryota, Fungi, Ascomycota, Eurotiomycetes, Eurotiales, Aspergillaceae. The coding region runs from base 1 to 1011 and encodes 336 amino acids. The transcript has 3 exons.